This is a messenger RNA of Trichosurus vulpecula (common brushtail), 1431 nucleotides long. RefSeq names its product testis-specific serine/threonine-protein kinase 5-like. The coding region runs from base 1 to 1431 and encodes 476 amino acids. Gene Ontology annotation, molecular function: ATP binding; protein serine/threonine kinase activity; tau-protein kinase activity. Gene Ontology annotation, cellular component: cytoplasm. Gene Ontology annotation, biological process: intracellular signal transduction; microtubule cytoskeleton organization; protein phosphorylation. The record is from RefSeq and is a predicted model, not a curated record. The transcript is spliced from 8 exons. NCBI's taxonomy places the organism in Eukaryota, Metazoa, Chordata, Mammalia, Diprotodontia, Phalangeridae.
AUGAAGAGUAGCAGCAAGAGAGAUUCAAACCGGCGGGCAUUCAUGGAUCAGGUGCGGGAGUGCCGAGACAAUGGCUAUCUGCUUUCCUCCAAGAAGAUCGGCUCAGGGGCUUUCUCCAAAGUCUACCUGGGCUACGCCACUCAUGAGAGAAUGCGCCAAAACUACAAGUUGUCCUCUGACCUGCGAGCCAAGUGCCACACCAUGGUGGCCAUUAAGAUAAUAUCUACAGCCGAAGCCCCCUUAGAGUACUCCCGGAAGUUCCUUCCCAGAGAGAUCUACUCACUCAAUGCCACCUAUAAGCACCUCAAUGUGAUUCAGCUUUAUGAGACUUACCGGAACAGCCAGCGCUCAUACCUUGUUCUGGAGCUUGCAUCGCGAGGAGACCUGCUGGAGCACAUCAAUGCCACAUCGGAUCGGCGCUGUUGCCCCGGGCUGGAGGAGGAGGAGGCCAGAAGGCUCUUCCGACAGCUUGUCAGUGCUGUGGCCCACUGCCACAAUGUGGGCAUUGUUCAUCGGGAUCUAAAGUGUGAGAACAUCCUGCUGGAUGAUCGAGGGUUUGUGAAGCUUACUGACUUUGGCUUUGCCAAUCGGACUGCAGUGAAGAAUUCUCUGCUGAGCACAUUCUGUGGCUCUGUGGCCUACACAGCCCCUGAGAUCCUCAUGAGCAAGAAGUAUAAUGGUGAACAGGCCGACCUGUGGAGCCUUGGCGUGAUCCUCUACGCCAUGGUGACAGGGAAGCUGCCCUUCAAGGAGAGACAACCCCAUAAAAUGCUGCACCUCAUGCGCCAGAGCCUGGCCUUCCGGCCCAGCCUGUCCCAAGAGUGCCAGGACCUGAUCCAGGGUCUGCUCCAGUUACGGCCGAGAGCCCGGCUGGGCCUGCAGCAGGUGGCUUCCCACUGCUGGAUGCUGCCUGCAUCCCAUGCCCUGUUCCACAAUGUGCUCAGUACGACGCCAGGGGCUGAGGAGAAAGCUCUGAGGGGUGAGCUGGCAUCAGAGGAAUUGGAGGGACCUGAACCACAGGACGAGGAAGCAGGAACACUGACCCCUGCAACCAUAAAGAUGCUUGAGGGGCCCUCUGAGGCGAGCCCUGAGCAGGCCCCAACGAGCGAGCUGUCAGCACCGGCCCUGCUCCGGCCACCCACUUCCCUCCUCCAGCUCCCAUCUCCUCAGCUGGCACAACAUUUGAGUCCAGGUCCGGGUCCUGGACCUUCGUCCCCACCCGCUCGCCCUCCAUCAAUAGGUCGGCCUAGCAUACUGGCCAGCCUGAAGCCUAAUUUCCACAAGACUGGGAACUUGCCAUCAUGGGGAGGAAUGGGGCCCCGGGGCCCUUCAGGGGGCAGCCUAGCCCAGCCCAGCGCUUCCCGGCAGAUUCUGUCCCUCUACUCCAUGUCUGUGAUUCGGAAAGCCCCGCUGCACCGCCUGGUCAACUGA